CGCAGGCUCACACCUUCUUCCGGGAGGCGCGCGGAGGCAUCCACAGCUGGACAGGACAGGACGAGAAAAGGACAAAUGUCCAGUGUGUCUCCGUGUCUCACUCACGUUAAUGCGGCCACAGUCUGUCACAUGGACGGACAGCAGAUUUCAAACCCAAACCAGAUUAAGGAUUUUGAGAGUGUGGAGCUGGGGGACGUGGACAAUCAAGAGGAGCAGCCACAGAAGGAGAAGGUUCCUCGCCGAAUCAUCCACUUCUCCAGCGGGGAGACGAUGGAGGAGUACAGCACUGACGAAGAAGACGAAGAGGACAAGGACAAACAGAGGAAGGACCUGCUGGCCUUCCCCGCUGAUGCGAUGUCCUGGGGUCCAUACUUUUGGUUCCACAUGUGGAGAGCUGCCACGUCCACAAUCUCAGCCUGUGACUACCUCGGGGAGAAGAUGGCCUCUCUCUUUGGCAUCACGUCAGCCAAGUAUCAAUACGCCAUCGAUGAAUACUACAGGAUGAAGAAGGAGAAGGAGGAAGAGGAGGAAAACCGUUUGUCAGAGGCGGAACAAUCCUCUCAACACCUACAGACGCAGAAAAGUGAGCACGAACCAACCGACAGUCAAACUGACAUGACGAAUCAGAUUGAGAAUGAAAACAAGGCGUGUUCGAGCACGAUCAGAGUUCCUGCUUUGGUCACUGUGACUUAGCUAGCACUA
Molecule: messenger RNA, 702 nt
Organism: Thalassophryne amazonica
Lineage: Eukaryota; Metazoa; Chordata; Actinopteri; Batrachoidiformes; Batrachoididae
Product: protein FAM177A1-like
Exons: 5
Coding region: 76-693 (205 amino acids)
Source: RefSeq, a predicted model, not a curated record